AUGGCAUCCAAGUCUAGAGCACACGUCGCGAUUAUCGGUGCCGGUCUGUCCGGCCUACGCUGCGCCGAUGUUCUUCUGCAGAAUGGUUUCCAGGUGUCCAUCUUUGAGGGCCGAGACCGCAUCGGUGGGCGGGUGCAUCAGACGCAGCUCGGCAACGGCUUUUGGGUCGACAUGGGCCCCAACUGGAUACACGGCACCACGGGCAACGUCAUCUUGGACCUGGCCCUGCAGACGGGCACCGGUAUCGAUGACAUUGACGACGUUUCCUGUGCGUUUGAUGAAGCCGGCCACAAGCUAGACGCCGCUGAGAGCGUCAAGUACGAGACCAUCAUGUGGGAGAUGAUCGAAGAGGCGUUUGCGUACUCGGCGACGUCCGAGGCAGAAAUUGACCCCAAAAAGAGCUUGAUGGACUUUUUCAAACAAAAAGUGCCGCUGAAGAUUCCCGAUGGCGAGCCCAACGCAGAGGCCAAACGCAAGACAAUAUAUCACCUCUGCGAAACGUGGGGUUCGUUCAUUGGCUCGCCGGUGACGAGGCAGAGUCUCAGGUUUUUCUGGCUGGAAGAGUGCAUUGAUGAUGAGAAUCUGUUUUGUGCUGGUACCUAUCGCAAGGUCCUGCAGCACGUUGCCGGGGCCGCAUUAAACAAGGCCAACAUUUCCCUCCAGACAAUCGUAAAGAGCAUCAACUAUAACAAGGACACAACAGGCAACGUUACCGUUCGUCUACAAGAUGAUACGAGUUAUGAAUUCGACGAGGUCGUCAUGACCGCGCCGCUUGGUUGGCUGCAGAAGAACAAGACCGAGGCUUUUGACCCUCCGCUUCCUGCCUCACUUGCUACCGCUAUUGAAGCCAUCAGCUAUGGCUGCCUGGAAAAGGUGUACAUCAGUUUCCCCGAGGCGUUCUGGAGAGCCAAGGACGGUCAGCCUGAAGUCGCCAAGGGCUUUAUCCAGUGGAUGUCGCCCAGUUACCAUCCCGAACGCAACGCAAGCCGCUGGCCGCAAGUCGCCGUCGAGCUGUCGAGUCUCGGCCCCGAAGACGCCCACCCGACUCUGCUCUUCUACACCUAUGGCGAGCAAUCACAGCAGUUGACCUCGGAGCUCGCCAAACGUUCCGACAAGAAAGAAAAGAUGGAUUUGAUCGUCGAGUACUUUCGGCCGUAUUAUUCUCGCCUGCCCAACUACACGGCCGACGCACCAUCUUGCCAGCCGUCGGACUGCCUGGCGACGGAGUGGCUGAAUGACGACCUGGCAGGAAAUGGAAGCUACGGCAACUUUCAGGUUGGUUUGGAACAAGGCGAUGAACAUAUCCGGACGAUGCGCGAGGGGCUGCCGGACCAAGGUCUGUGGUUCGCAGGCGAGCAUACUGCGCCGUAUGUCGCGCUUGGCACGAGCACUGGCGCGUACUUGAGUGGCGAAGCUGUUGGCGAAAGAAUCUUGGAGAAAUACGAGCAAUAA
Cordyceps militaris CM01 is the source of this 1452-nucleotide messenger RNA. Its product is annotated as amine oxidase. NCBI's taxonomy places the organism in Eukaryota, Fungi, Ascomycota, Sordariomycetes, Hypocreales, Cordycipitaceae. The coding region runs from base 1 to 1452 and encodes 483 amino acids. The record is from RefSeq and is a predicted model, not a curated record. Gene Ontology annotation, molecular function: oxidoreductase activity. The transcript is spliced from 3 exons.